GAAAAAUCAGACUUCAUCUCCGUUCUCUCUCAUCAUCGUACACACUCGAACUUACAAAGUACAAACCCUAAUUAGCAAAAACUCACCCUUUCAUUAAAUCUCCCAAAUUCCGAUUCCAAUUCCAAUUCGAAACUUCUUUUCCCCCAAAUCACUCUUCAAAACCCUACAUUUUCGUUUUUCAAUCGAAAUUUCGAAUCGAACUCAAAAAAAAGCAAUCGGAAUCAUAUUCAAAUUUGAGGUAAUAGAUCGAAUGAUGGGUAACACUAGCGAAAACACAGAAUCACAAAAAUUUCGAUUGUAUGGGAAGACGAAAAUGCCAGAGCUUCAACGUGGAAAUUCAGUCAAAACGACGACGAAUAAGAAGCAGAAGAAUAUCGUUGAUAAUAAUCAGAAGAAAUCGACUCAUUUGGUUGGUAACUACAUUCGAACUCGCGCAGCUGUUGCGAGAGAAGCAGAAGCAGUAGCAGUAGUUGGUGUUGUUGAAGAGGAGAGAGAAAAAGUUGUUAAGGAUCCUCCGAGAACUAAGUUAGCUGUGAAAAAGGGCAAAUUUAAGGAACAAACAACAACAAAAGGGUAAUCAAUAAUACUAAGAAUAAUAGUGGAAAGAAGAAGAAGGUUGUUGAUAAGGUUGUACCAGUGGUUGUGAUAUCGGAGAAGGAAAGUGAGUCAAAAGAGAGAGAAUCAGAAGUCAGAGAAGAAAUGUUGGGAGAUGAUAGUGGUGGUUUAAGUGCUAAUAAUAAGGGAACUGGACAUGAUGAUGAUGGAAAUAAAUCCCCUUUUCCUGAAAGGGUUCAAGUGGGUGCUUUUCCUAUUUAUAAAGUAGAAAGGAAGAAAGGUGGGUUUGGUCAGGUGUUUGUUGGCCGUCUUGUUAACGGUGGGAAUGAACGCGCCACCGGGUCUGGGGCUUUGGAGGUUUCAGGAAAAUAUCCAACACUUGCUCCUUGCAGCAAGAGGCCGAGUUGGUCUUGGUCUAUUCCCAGAGAAAUUAUGUUUCACAUCUUUUUAUUUCUUCGUGCUUCACUUCUUCAGGAGAUUGUGAGGUUCGUUUGCAAGGAGUGGAAUGCUAUUAUCUCUGACCCGCUCUUUAUUAGAGCCCACCUUCUUCAGUCCAUGUCAUCUCCUGCUACUACUGGUUUCCUUAUUCAAGACGAUGACCUGGAUGAUGCUAAGCUAAAACAGGCCUAUUAUGUUCACCCAUAUGAUCGUGUUGUCAGUAUACUUAAGCUUCCAUUUGAGGCCUUCAUUUUGGCUUCUUGUAACGGACUACUCUUGCUUCAAAAUGCCUUCAUUCCAAAAGAAUUGUCUGUAGUGAAUCUUGUAACUAAAGCCAACAUCAGUCUCCCUCCCCUGUCCCUCACCCUGCCAAAGGUAUGCAUUUAUCGUAAACCUUCUGCUGUUCUAGCAUUUGCACCUUCUUCUGGUCGAUACAAAGUCUUUUGUCCUUGUUUCGUCCCCAAAUAUCCACGUUCACCAUAUCGUCAACGUGAAAAAAAUGAUGAUCAUCUUGCCAGAUUUGAAGUUAAGGUUAUGGUAUGGACAGUAGCUGUUGAUGAAACUUGGAGGGCUAUUGACAUUGACUGUCAAGGCAUUACUAUGAGUAACAAGGCAAAGCAGACACUACUGAGUCAUCCGUUUUCUAUUGCAGCGGGGUAUGUCUAUUGGUUUGAUAUAUGUCACUCUCUUGGUUUUGCCUUGGAUAUAGAUGCUGAAACCAUGUAUCAAUUCGAAGCGCCAGAAGAUAGCGUUAUCAACAGCAAGGUGAAGACUUACUGUAUACCAAUGGACACCGGUGGUGCAGGUAUAAUAUAUUGGCAAAACCCUAGUAAGUUUUGGAAAGUCUGGGAAAUGAUAGGACCAAAAACUGGCCCUUGGGGUAGAUGUAUGAAUUUCGAUGCAGCUGGUAUGUAUUUGGCGCUUCAGAGACAUUUCAAUCCCUCAAAGUUUGGAGUCGCUAUACCUCUUUAUAUGAGCUUGAAAACUGGGGAGUUUUGGUUUUUUGGCUUUGUGGAAACCAAGCAUAGCAUGUCCUUUGCGUUGGUUUGUUAUAAUUGGAAGACGGGAAGUGUUUGGUCACCUCCCCCUAGGUGGCGAAGAUAUUUUGACUUCCCACAUCUUCACGUAAACAGCUUGCUAUCACUGAAGAAUCUCUAGUUGUACGUGGAACGGCGAUCACUUUGAAGAAAUGAAGUGCAAGUGUUGUGUAGUUCGAUGGAUACAUGCAUGUGGAUAUGGAGACUCAACAAAUUUGACGUUGCUGUUUAAGUUAAAUAUUAUUCACCCCCUUCCCCCCCCCCCCCUCCCCCCAAAAAAAAAUUAAAAAAUUGUUGUUCAGGUCGCUUGGACCUAAUGUUUACAAUUUGAUGUAGACUUGAUUGACAUCAUCAUGUAAGUUAUUUGUACUUCUCUUCCCCCAUUUGUUGUUACUGAUCACUUUGUACUCAACAAUUUAAUGUAUGUGGGAAUUGGAGAUUAGAUUGAUGUCUUAAUGUAUUUUACUGCUUUUCUCAUUUCAAGAAGGCCAAAAUGGAGGCAUUAAUAACUAGUAAGUAGAGCGACACAGAACAAUUUUACACAGGUGUGCUGGUGUAUAGUAUGCACAUGAUUUAAUUUCUUGGCCGGUGCUGGCUAGAAUGAGUUCUUAUAUGUCUUCUGCCGCCCUCUAUCAGUCCUGGACGAUCCAAUGUGUUUCAAGGAAUGAAUCAGUAGGUGGUUCCAUUGUCCAGUUGCUGUGAAACUCACUUGGAUGAAACACUCUCUUCUUCACUGUCCACAGACUUUACACCUGAUUCAGAUCAUCGCUGCUAAGUAUAAGUUCUCCUUCAGAUCAGAUAGUAUGCUCCCAGUAGCUUAUUCUUUAUCAGCAGCCUGCUGCUUGCAACAGAUGGGCAAAACACUAAAUUGAGUCUUUCAUUCGGAAUGAAAUUGAAGUGGAUUAUCUGGAGGUAUUAGGGAAUAUAACAAGCUUUGCUGAUUGAGCUACAAGCGGGUUCGCUGAAGGGAAUACUUUCUGUCUUUUUAUUGGACUUUGGUCAGAAAGGCAACUGGUGAACCAACUGCUCCAGAUUAAAAGAUGUGCGGAGAUGGCUCUUAGAUUGCGAUAUUUCAAGAAACAAGUUUUGACUCCACCAAGUCUUUCUCUUGGAAUAUUGAAAUCAAAGUGGAUUAUCUGGAGGGAAUAUUACAAGCUUUGCUAAUUGAGCUACUAGCGGGUUUGAUUUUGUUCUUAGUUGAAACUUGCGCGAGCUAGAAGCUGUUCAUUGUGAUUUCUGAGAUGAAUUUAAGCAAUGAUAAGUUAUAGUGCACUUAUAAGGAGCUUUCUAAGUAUAAACUACAGGAGGCUGGAGAUUUCUUACAUUCAGCUCAAAGUAGCGCGGCUUCUAGCAAAAUGAAGAGUCGUUGGACACACCUUUAUUUUUGGAACAAGGUUGGAGAAUUCUUCUAUCCAGCUCAAAGAAGUGCGCCUUUUUAGUAUGGAGAACUGGAACAACAAAAUGCAGAGAAUACUUAAUUUGGUCAUAUGCGUUGUACUUUUCAUGUCUUCUAUCCUUUUUUAUACCUUUUCAUAAAUUUCAAUUAAUAUGUGUUUAGGACAAGUCGAUUGAUCCAUCAAAGUCUGUGUAGCUGGGGGUUCUUUGCAGGCUUGGUACCCAUAGAGAAAUCUAUGGCAUUUGAAAGGAUCUUGCUUCAUGCAACUAGGGAUAAUGUUUUUAUAAGGCAGACUAGAGUAGAGAAUCCUGUGAUGGAUUGUUUUAGACUAACAUUUGUUUUAUUCAUGUUCUAUUGUUGAUGCUUUUGGACUUACUUCUGUCUUCUUUCAGAUUUUAUCUAACUCAGUUCUUUGUUACUACUGACAUUUCUUACAGUUCAGGAAGAAAGUAAAAGGUAAGAAGAAAAUGCCGAUGAAGUAGUGGAAGGUGCAGUGGGAAGUCUCUGUCUCAGCUCCGAUGUACCCUCUUUACUCUUUUCAGUCAAGAAAGGGUUUUAAUAAUUGGGAAAUGCUCUGGAUUCAUUUAGAAUUGGGGUUUUUCAUCAACUUUUCGCUCAGAAGAAUUUGUGCUCAUUUUGCGAAGGAAUUUUUGAAAGCUGUAAAGACAUCAAUUGAAUACCUGCAUCGAUGCAAAGACAUCGAAAAUUACUGCCUACGUCAAGACUGAAGCAGUGGGGUAUGAGUUGUGCUUUAGAAGGCUUAUUAGUAAUUGUUUUGACCGUAAGAGUUGUGUAUUUUCUCUAAUUCUAUUGUUUGUAGAUUUGUGUUAUUAUUGUAGAGAUGCCGUAUGGCUUAUUAUUAAUGAUAAUGUUUCUUCCUCGUCAAAAAAAAAAAAAAAAAGAAUCAAAUAAGAAACUACAUAAUGGAAAAACACAAAUGUUCACUUGUUUAAAUGAUUGAAAGAGUAUUAUUAAUCAAUUUCACUUUGACUAGCAACAAUUAUUUAUACAAAGAAAAAUACUAUAACAAUUAGUAUCUCGUUGAAUUCACCUCAUUAUAUAGAGAUAUUUAAGUAUAAGGAAAUUGUCCCUCGGAAAAUUUGAAAAGUGAAGACAUCUUUACCUUUAUCUUUACUACUAUAAAAGCCAAUAGGGGGCGUUUCUCAAUGUGCUGCCUCUCUAUUCUAGAGAGAGAAGUUCCUUCUAGGGUUUCUCUCUUGGAAGGGGUUUUGUGCUUCUGAUUCGAAGCUUCUUGCCUUUAGGGUGGGCUCUUUUCUCUCUUCCUCUUCUCUCCACUUCCUAAUCCAUUUCUUGGUUCUGCCUUUUCAUCAAUUGUCGCCCUUUACUUCUCCCGGCCACCUUCCCUGUCCUUUUCUCUCACUGCUGCUGGUUUUAUCGGGGGGGCUCGCCGGCCGAGGUCGGGUUAUAGCCCUUCCUUGUGCGCCAGUGAGUCACCCACCCUAGGCCUCAUCAACGUCGGUUUAUUGUCGGCCGGAAGAAGCGCGAUCUGAAUCCAUCCGUUUCGUGCGAGUCAAGGUCUAGACUUGGUUGAUUGGUUUUAAGGUUGCCGGUUUUUGCAACGGGUUAGGUUUGUGCCGUUAUCCUUAAGUCUGAUCUGGUGCUUGUUUGGAUUUCGCUGGCUUCUGACCGAGUUUUACAACUCGUGUUUUUGGGGAUGUUCGUCCUUUUAAUUUUAUGCUUCUUUCAAUGUUUAAUCUUUGUUUGGUGAAUAAGACCCAGUUGAUGAUCUCUGAGUUGUUCAUAAAUAAUUUUCAUUUUGGGUCAGUUAUGGAGCCACCCACCAUUGCUUCCUCUGUUGUUCGAGCGCUUCCUGCGGCAAAUGUUUUAAGACGGGUCGUCCAUGAGUGGACCUACGGGGCUGGCUUUAUAGAGCAGUUUCCGACUAAGGACCCAAGGGCUUCGACUGUGGGUUUCCGCCUGAUCUCAGUUUUGGUUCAUUUGGUGGGUUUGGUAUUCAUGGUUGUUGUGUUGGGGAAGAUGAGUUUGACUCAAGAAGAUCUAAUCUGUAGUGCAGUUGCUUACUCCAUAAUAUCUACAGCGCCGUUGGUGAAGGAAUUAUUGAAAGAUGCAAUGACAUCGAAGAAUUCACAUGGUUUCAAGAUUGGAACCACCUUAAUGGAGAUGAGCGUGAAUAGAAACAAGUUUAGGUGUUGUGGGUGUAGUUUCUGCUUCAGUUAUGUUCAAAUGAUGAUGUAGAUGCCGAGAUGGCUAUUGUGUGAAUGAAAUCAUCUAUCCCUAUCAAAAAAAAAAAAAAAAAAAAAGCCAAUAGGGGGUUUAAAUUGUUGAUGUCUACAGUGUUGUUCCUUUUUUGCCCUUGCUGCUUCUACCUUAUUACACCGUUGCCUUUCCCCUUCUUUUCCUUUGUUUCUCUCUCCUCUUUGCAUGCUCCUACCUCCCCUCUCUCCGUUUCUCUCUCAUCUUCUACUGCUACCUAUCUCUCCUCCCUUCAUUUCUCACUCCUUUUCCGGCUACCUAUAUCCCCCACUGAAUUUACUUCUCAAUUUUCUGUCAAGAGCAAAUCACGGUUUUUCGAUGCGGCGAGUGCUAGCUUUUGAUGCUUGUGGUCAGAACUGUUUAUGCGGUGGUUGGAGCCUCAUGCGUGAACCCUAAACCCUAACCAAGAUGGGUCUAAAAAGGUUGUGUGAAGGUGAAGUGUUGCUGAAUUGCAUACUAGCCAAAAAGGAUAACCGAUAUUCAGAGAAAGAUGCAACUGUGGUGGUCCGUCAGUUGCUGAAAGUUGCUGCUCAUUGCCACUUACAUGGUCUGGUAGCACCGUGAUAUGAAGCCCGAGAACUUUUUUUUUCAAAGCGCCUGAAGAGAUUUCAUCUUGAAAAGUUGAAAGGCCACAGACUUUGGAUUAUCAGAUUUCAUAAAACCUGGUGAGUAGAAAGGGGAAUGUCAAUAUGCACUUGCUGCUUGUGGGUAGACAUUUCUCUUGUCCAACCUGACUUAUAUUUGAUUUAUCGCAAACGUUUGACAAUGUGGCACAAACAUUUUGCUUCCUAUAGAGAAAAUAUUCAAAGAUUUUGUUGGCAGUGCCUACUAUGUUGCCCCAGAAGUACUGAAAAGAAAGUCAGGCCUAGAGUCUGAUGUCUGGAGUAUUAGUGUCAUCACCUAAAUGGCUAAAUGUUGCUCUGUGGAAGACGUCCAUUUUGGGGCGAAACUGAAGAUGGUAUAUUCAAGUAGAGUCCCCCAUCCUUGGAAGAGUAGGAAAACUUGAGAGCAUAUCACGGAACAGCCUCUGGUUUGUCAACAGGGCUGCUGGUUGGAUUAAAUCUUGACACAUCAAGCCCUGAUACUUUCUGAUCUCCUCCUGCACCCAUUCCGUUCAAUGUGCUUUUUGGGCUCCCACAAACUCCAUUCUGUACUCUUGGAAACCAAGCAUCUAAUAAAAUUGAUACAACCAAACAGCUGAAACCUGCAGGCAUUGCUGAAAAUGUUGUUGCCGAUAACUCUGAUAUAUUGACUCCUAUUGAUCAUGUUGGGAAAUCUGAAGGAAAAACUCUUGCUGAUAUAUUGCUUGCCUCACCGUCAAAGUCUGAUGUGGAAAUUUCAAAACCUACUGAGGCUUAUGAGUUAGUCCCUUAGGAAAGGAUACAUGUCUUAUCUGUCUUGAAGGUACUAGAUUUUCUAUUAUAAAGUAAUGCGUUGUAUAAACCCUCGAAUGUUGACAAAUUGUGAGCAUGAUUUUCAAUUGUCAUGCCUUCUAGAGUGGAUGGAAAGAAGUGAUGCCUUUCUAGUCUGUGAUAA
Messenger RNA from Chenopodium quinoa (quinoa), 7197 nucleotides. RefSeq lists its product as uncharacterized. Lineage: Eukaryota; Viridiplantae; Streptophyta; Magnoliopsida; Caryophyllales; Amaranthaceae. The transcript is spliced from 13 exons. Gene Ontology annotation, molecular function: protein binding. Bases 700 to 2151 code for a protein of 483 amino acids. The record is from RefSeq and is a predicted model, not a curated record.